GGGAAGGUGUACUCAUUUGGUUGUCACCAGUAGAUCCAACUAAAUUGUGCACGCUGCUCCUUUAACGUCUUACGCUGUGCUUUUACUUUGAGGACACUGCGCCGGAAGUCUUGUCACCAGCAACACAGCAGCAUAAACAGAGGCACAAUGGCGACAAUCAGUCGUGAAACAGUCUGUUUUGGGUUUAGAAACCUGCUCAUAUUGUUGUUUUGCCUCUCCGUUACUUGUCUGCCGUUUUUCCCCACAACCCAAAAGAGAAAUGACAAACCUAUUAUCGGUAUCCUGUCUCAAGAAUCGCGUUCACUUCCAGCAGGCAAAACAUCUUACAUCGCUGCCUCUUAUGUAAAGUACAUGGAGUCAGCAGGAGCCAGGGUUAUCCCUAUCAAGAUUAACCAGACAUUGGAGGAAUAUACGAAAAUCUUCAACUCCAUCAAUGGAGUCCUUUUCCCAGGCGGAGCUGCCAGUAUCACUUCAUCUGGCUAUGCAAGGGCUGGAAAGAUCUUUUAUGAUCUUGCUAUUGAGGCAAAGGAGAGAGGCGUCCAUUUCCCUGUGUGGGGCACCUGUCUUGGAUUUGAAAUGCUGACCGUUUUGACGAGUGGAGAGAAGCUACUCACAGGAACCAAUACCAGCGGUGUGGCAUUGAAUCUGGACUUCACUGUUGAGGCCUUCGAAAGCAAGCUGUUCAGAGGUUUCCCACUUGCACUUAUGGAGGCUUUGGCUUCUGAGCCACUGACUGAGAACUCUCAUAAGUGGAGUGUGUCAGUGGAGACUUUUAACACAAAUCCAGAACUGAAGAAGUUUUACAAAGUUCUCACCACAAAUACAGAUGGAACAACAGAGUUUGUGUCAACAAUGGAAGCCCAUCAUUACCCAAUUUUCGGAACACAGUGGCACCCAGAGAAGAAUGCAUAUGAAUGGACCAAGCCUUACAUUCCUCACAGCCCAGCAGCAGUCAAAACCACUUUCUACAUGGCUGAAUUCUUUGUCAAUGAAGCCAGAAAGAACUUUCACAAAUUUGAAUCAGCGGAGGAUGAGAGCGCAGCACUGAUAUACAACUAUAACCCGGUUUACACUGGGCAGACGAGUGCCUUUGAGCAGAAAUAUUAUUUCUAAAGCCUGUUUGUACAGUGCUAUUCCUUUACAGCAGAUGAUUGGCUGUUUCAGUCAUGUGACUUAUUUAACUUGUUUGAUUUUGCUGCUCUCUCCAACUGUUAAAUCUGCAUCCAGACAAGAAGUACACUGGAAAUAGAGUAGAUUCAUACAUACAACAUUAAUCUUGAUGUAAUGCAGGAUUAAAAAAAGAUGAAUCAUACUUUGCAGAUGCUGUAGCAGGGUUUAGAUGAAUUGAAUAUCACUGGAGACACUGCACAUAGUGAUACUUUAAUGGCAUUUUGCUUGGUUUUAUGUAAAAUUUGAUAUUCUGUAUCAGAUGAUCAAAUAGACAGUUAUCAACAUUGAAUAGACUUUCUUAAAUCUAAGUUAAUCAAUGUUUUUUAAUUCAUGGAUUCAAUCACUAUGUGUAAUGUAAGGGAUUGCUUGUAGUGAUGGAUCCAUAGAGAAUUAUGGAGUAUUGUAUUAAUCUUCAGCUCAUUGAUUUUAUGUGAAUGUAUUUCAGUGAAAAAGCUAAGAUAAAUCAACUUCACACGUCCUGCUCAGCACCAAACCUCAAACAUACCUAGCUUGUGAACAUUGUGGAGCAUUUAGCAGUUCAGACUAGAGUCAGGAUAUUUCUUCUCAGGAUUUAUUGGAGACCAAAACAAAGAUGAAAAGAGCUGGACUUCAUUAGAAACUUUCCAAAGACUCUAAAUGAAUGCUAAUGUUUAUCCACAAUAGGGAAUUGCUUGCUAAUGUUGAAUGUUUGUAUAGUGAUAAUACUGUAUGGUUAUUCAUCUACUUUGUCAAAAACAAAUCUAUCAGUACAACUUUAAAAUGUACAACAACAAUAAAAGAGAUGACCAAACCA
Molecule: messenger RNA, 1963 nt
Organism: Scomber scombrus (Atlantic mackerel)
Lineage: Eukaryota; Metazoa; Chordata; Actinopteri; Scombriformes; Scombridae
Gene: ggh
Product: gamma-glutamyl hydrolase (conjugase, folylpolygammaglutamyl hydrolase)
Exons: 9
Coding region: 148-1113 (321 amino acids)
Biological process (GO): tetrahydrofolylpolyglutamate metabolic process
Cellular component (GO): vacuole
Molecular function (GO): gamma-glutamyl-peptidase activity
Source: RefSeq, a predicted model, not a curated record